GCAUUGACUCAUGUCUUACUGCUUGCAAUGGAUUGGUGCAGAUUCAUUUUUAUGGAUUCCUGAGGGAUUUAUGAUCAAUUAUUUGAUAUUUUGCCAGAAAGGGUAUUCUUACUUGCUGCAAUUCUAUACUGUAUAGCACGUUUAAAAGGAAUUGUUUUUAUUUUUCUCUCUCCAAAUGUGGCUCUAGAUCGUAUAAUUUGAAUUAAGCUCUGUGACUGUGAGAAAAGCAGUAUUUUUGUAUUGUGUAGUGAAAGAUGAGGCGCAUUUCGCCGCUCUUUUUGGUAGUUCUAGUCCUGGGGUUUUUCUUUGCUACAUAUAAUUUGUUGACUAUGAUAAUACACUAUAAGACAUCUUCAGAAGAGUGGGACGAUCCUUUACUAAUGCCCAGGAAUUUGAAUGAAUUUGGGGGUUCGAAGUCAAAGUACCAUGUUGCGCUCACGGCAACUGAUGCUCCUUAUAGCCAAUGGCAGUGUCGGAUUAUGUAUUAUUGGUAUAAGAAGGUAAGAGAUAUGCCUGGAUCAGAGAUGGGAAAGUUCACUCGAAUUUUGCAUUCAGGGAAGCCUGACAGUUUGAUGGAGGAGAUUCCAACUUUUGUUGUUGAUCCUCUUCCGGAUGGUUUAGAUCGGGGUUAUGUUGUCUUGAAUAGACCAUGGGCUUUUGUACAAUGGCUGGAAAAAGCAACAAUUGACGAAGGAUACAUUCUAAUGGCAGAACCUGACCAUAUAUUCGUAAAUCCUUUGCCUAACUUGGCUCAUGGAAAAAAUCCAGCAGGAUUCCCUUUCUUUUACAUUAAGCCAUCUGAUCACGAGACUAUUAUUAGAAAGUAUUAUCCUGAGGAGAAGGGUCCUCUGAUGAACAUUGAUCCAAUUGGCAAUUCUCCAGUGAUUAUUAGAAAGUCUGAGUUGGAGAAAAUUUCACCUACAUGGAUGAAUAUUUCAUUAAGGAUGAAAGAUGAUCCAGCAACCGAUCAGGCAUUUGGAUGGGUGCUUGAAAUGUAUGCAUAUGCUGUGGCAUCAGCACUACAUGAUGUUCGGCAUAUACUUCGUGAAGACUUCAUGCUCCAGCCGCCGUGGGAUGUGGAAAUAGGGAAGAAGUUUAUACUCCAUUAUACUUACGGAUGUGACUACAAUUUAAAGGGAGAAUUAACAUAUGGAAAGAUUGGAGAAUGGCGUUUUGACAAGAGAUCGCAUCUUAGCGGGCCUCCUCCAAGGAAUCUCUCUUUGCCCCCUCCAGGUGUUCCUGAAAGUGUGGUGAGACUUGUACAGAUGGUGAAUGAGGCUACGGCAAAUAUUCCCAAUUGGGACACACUUUAAGUCGUGGCCGAGACAUAAUCAUAUUAGUCUGUGCUUCCAUUCCAAUGCUGAUAUCAAUCUCCUUCCAACGAGUGUUAUCAGCGCAAAAUAGUGGUAGCUGAGACACCAGUAUACAUAGAGAAAAGGGCAUGUUUACAAGUUAACGAGGGAAGUUUCCUUUUUUUACUCUUUUAGUAAACAUGAAAUGCAUGUUUAAUAAAAGAAUGAUGUCUAUUUAUCGAUUUUUUCUCGUGAAGUUUUGUGACUGUAAACGGUACACCAAAUGUUGGAGAUGAAAAUCUUUUUGCAAUAUUUCUAUUGUUUAAGGCUAGACCUACAUAUGGAACAAGUAUGGCAAUGCUUGUCUACACACCUAUUUGGUAGAGAAGAAAUGCAGAAAAUGUUCAUUUUCUUUUA
Molecule: messenger RNA, 1709 nt
Organism: Hibiscus syriacus
Lineage: Eukaryota; Viridiplantae; Streptophyta; Magnoliopsida; Malvales; Malvaceae
Product: hydroxyproline O-arabinosyltransferase PLENTY-like
Exons: 8
Coding region: 255-1313 (352 amino acids)
Molecular function (GO): glycosyltransferase activity
Source: RefSeq, a predicted model, not a curated record